Molecule: messenger RNA, 645 nt
Organism: Lathyrus oleraceus (garden pea)
Lineage: Eukaryota; Viridiplantae; Streptophyta; Magnoliopsida; Fabales; Fabaceae
Exons: 1
Coding region: 1-645 (214 amino acids)
Molecular function (GO): nucleic acid binding; RNA-DNA hybrid ribonuclease activity
Source: RefSeq, a predicted model, not a curated record
AUGCUGAUUAGAGACUGCAACAUCUUCGGAUCUGAGGAAGGACCAGAGCUUGGAUCCCAGUGGACCUUGGUAUUUGAUGGAUCUUCUAAUGCUCAUGGCAAUGCCAUUGGGGCAGUCAUCACCUCCCCCACUGGUUUCCAUUUACCCUUCACCGCAAUGUUAUGUUUUGAAUGUACCAACAAUAUAGUGGGAUACGAAGCAUGUAUCUUUGGCAUUGAAGUUGCUAUUGAUCUUGGGAUCAAAAUUCUUGAAGUAUACGGAGAUUCAACAUUGGUUAUCAGCCAAGUCAAAGGAGAUUGGGAAGCUCAAGAUCACAAGCUCAUUCCUUACAAGGAGCGUGUCCUAACACCGAUCCCAUACUUUGACGAGAUUACAUUCAACCACAUUCCUAUAGAGGAAAACCAGCUAGUCGAUUCCUUGGCAACUUUGUCAUCCAUGUUUAAGGUCAAAUGGAAAAAUGAAGCACCAACUUUCCAUCUCGACUACUUGGACGAGUCUGCCAACUGUCUGGCAUCAGAAGACGAAGCUGACGAUCAUCCUUUGUUCUACGACAUCACAAGAUUCUUAGAGAACCAAGAGUAUCAUGUGGAUGCAUCAAUCAUCGAUAAGAAGUAUCUUCAGAAGCUAUCAUCCAAGUUCUUCUGA